Messenger RNA from Symbiodinium sp. CCMP2592, 540 nucleotides. Lineage: Eukaryota; Dinophyceae; Suessiales; Symbiodiniaceae. The record is from the annotation of a GenBank genome assembly.
AUGGCUCGCAAGGCCGCAUGCGGUGCGGAUGAAGUUACGUGGCUUGUUUGGUGUUUCGAGCAUUGCUUGAAGCCCGAGCAGGCAGCUCUACGCAAAGAGCUGGCAGGCCUUGCGGCCCAGUAUGGAUGCAAGUUCGUUUACCACAAGAAGUCCAUGAGCUUUCUCAGCUGGCUGGAGGGCCGGAAGGGGAGCGUGCUGCUCGUUGCAGAUUGGCGAGAAGCAAAGCCCAUCAUGGAGGAGAUCAGCAAGCAAGAACAGCGUCACAACUUCCGCAUGUGUGUCGUCGCGCAAACAGCAACGAUCCUUCGCCGUGCAUCUCUUUGGGCAGGCACUCAAAGCACGGAGAUCAUGGUGACGUCGGGCUUCUUGCGACACAAGGUGGAGGAUUUGAUCGCAAGCCAUGUGGGGGCCUUGCGCAGUACCGGGGGCUACGGAUGGUUGUCUCUGCCCAAUCUUCUCGAAGCGGUACAUGAUCCCAAGCAAGCUCUUGGACUUGAGAAGCUCAUCAAGCAAACAAUGUGGCAAGUCUACGAGGACUGA